Drosophila elegans is the source of this 786-nucleotide messenger RNA. RefSeq lists its product as uncharacterized. The record is from RefSeq and is a predicted model, not a curated record. The transcript has a single exon. NCBI's taxonomy places the organism in Eukaryota, Metazoa, Arthropoda, Insecta, Diptera, Drosophilidae. The coding region runs from base 68 to 706 and encodes 212 amino acids.
UUUGCAGCUGAUGUAAAAUGCAUUUGAAGUCAUACAUUCCUUUUGAAAUUACCGCCUGACUAAGCAAAUGGAAAUAAAUGAAAGUUUCGAUGAUGUGGAAGAUCAGCUGGAUAAUUUCGUCAUCCGGAGAAACCAACAAAAAGGAAAGACAACUGAUUCCGAAGAGUCCGGACCAAAGAUUCACGAAAAUAUACCCCUAACUCUAUGGCACAUUUUACGGGCAAGUGAGGAUUCCGAAAGAGAAAAUGUUUUUAUAAUUCGUGAUAAAGCCAACAAUCCCAUACACUUUCGCACCUGCAUUGUCUAUGGUUUCGUGAUUGGAUUUGGAACCCACAACGAGUGCUUCAGUAAAUACUUAAUUGAUGAUAGCACGGGUUCUCUGGAGGCGAGUAUUGCCAAAAAGCCGGGCAAUCGGCUGGUAAUAUCUAGCCUUCACAACGAAGUCACUUCCCUUGGCUCUUCCGAAGCCUUCAGACCCACGGCCGAAAGAUUAGUCAGACUUUUGAAGACCGCCAUGGAAUAUAUAGACCCCUCACCCAUAACAAGAGGCCAUAACCUGUACCUGCGUGGUCGCCCCAAUUAUUUCAGAGGAGUAGUGGGUAUGGAUGCCUUCCAAUUCUUCAUUGACAGCGGCAGAUCCCGGAAUAUGGAAAUGGGAUUCGCGGAUUACUUAACAGACUGGCACAACAACUACAGCACAACUUAGCGUAAUGCAAACAAAGAUUGAAUAUUUUUUUGUAUUGAAAUUUUACUGGUAAUAAAAAAUCAAAUUUUAAAUAAAGAGAA